Talaromyces rugulosus is the source of this 1077-nucleotide messenger RNA. RefSeq lists its product as uncharacterized. NCBI's taxonomy places the organism in Eukaryota, Fungi, Ascomycota, Eurotiomycetes, Eurotiales, Trichocomaceae. The record is from RefSeq and is a predicted model, not a curated record. The transcript has 3 exons. The coding region runs from base 1 to 1077 and encodes 358 amino acids. Gene Ontology annotation, biological process: carbohydrate metabolic process.
AUGCGGUCCAUUCUGAGCGUCUCGUCACUUCUGCUGGCUACCACCUUGGUGUCAGCUGAUGACUCAACUUACAAUGUCAACGCUAUCUGCACUAGUGACCAGAUGAUGCGUUAUUACGGUACCUCUAAUAACGGUCUUUGGGGUGGCUCUUGGUGGCAAUCUGCUAUCCUAAUGGCCUCUCUCGCUGACGUCGGGUCCCUCGAUUCCAGCUACAAUGGGACUUACUUCGACGCCUACGCCAAUACUUAUAGCAAUGCUCCCAGCUUCAACGGCUAUACCGGUUUCAUUGAUCAAUUUUACGAUGACGAGGGCUGGUGGGGAAACGCAUGGCUCACCGUAUAUGACUUGACCCAGAACCCAGACUAUUUGAACUUGGCGAUUAGUAUUUACGACGACAUGGCUGGAGGACUAGGCUCCCCAUGCGGUGGAAUAUACUGGCAAAAGGAUGCUGACUACAUCGCUUCGAUCGCCAAUGAACUCUACAUUGCCCUCGCAGCCGGCCUGGCCAACCGCGUCUCUGAUGACCAAAAACAAGGCUACCUUGACGCCGCAACCACCGGAUGGGACUGGUUCUUCAACAUCGGCGUUGUUGGCGACGACUGGCUUGUCGUAGAUGGUGUCGACAACAGCACAUGCGAACCAACUGGAAACAAAUAUUCAUACAACCAAGGUGUCAUUCUCAGCGCAGCUGUUGACCUCGCUAAAGCCACCGGAAAUUCUACCUAUCUCGAUCUUGCAGGAAACAUCGCCAAUGCCACUACUACAACAAACGGUACCUUUGCUGACGAAAACGGGAUUCUCAAGGACUGUGAUAACGAUAGCUGCGAUAUCCAAGGUGCGAUGUUCAAGGGCCCUCUAUUCCGUGGCCUACGCCAGUUGCAGCUUGCCAGUCCUCAUGACAACUGGAAGGACUUCAUUACAACCAAUGCCAAGUCUCUUUGGAAUAACGAUCUAAACGUCACAGAUGGAGAUUGCAACACUGGCUCGUCUUUUGCUGGACCUGUGACUGGUGUGAAUGAAGUAACCCAAGGUGCUGCUCUUGACUGCCUUGUCGCCGCGUGGGCUGUUACUUCCUAG